Messenger RNA from Vespula vulgaris, 4711 nucleotides. RefSeq lists its product as uncharacterized. NCBI's taxonomy places the organism in Eukaryota, Metazoa, Arthropoda, Insecta, Hymenoptera, Vespidae. The record is from RefSeq and is a predicted model, not a curated record. The coding region runs from base 1758 to 2930 and encodes 390 amino acids. The transcript is spliced from 3 exons.
UGUUGAAAAUAAACGCAGAAGGCCAAAAGGCAAGAGAGCAUGGCAGAUAUGACGGAUCUCUUCGUUCAAUAUCGACACCAGCAACCACCCUUGGCUCCUUUCGUGUUCUCGAAACCACUAACGUCCUUUUUUCAAGUAUGGAUAGCUAAGUGUACGAAUAUUGGAUGCUUGAAACCAAGAGAAGAAAGAAGUCUUGUCAAAAGAAAAUAUUCCCUCGAAGACUCACCGUUAUUUUUGUUUCACUUAUCACGGUUCGACAUGUUUAUUUACAUUCUUUUGUGCGGCCAGAAUUAUUUUAUCAUAUCAAAGAGAUGCAUAAAUUAUAAAUUAAAUGAAUAUAAAGUGUGGCAACGAACGUAGGUUUUAUGAAAUAUUCAUUGGAGAUUUUUUCUAAUGAUUUAUAUUUAAUGUUCGCUUAUUUAUUAAUGUCGUUAUAAGAACUUGCUUACUUAUUGUCUAAAGAAAUGAAUGAAAAUGACACGUAUGAGUCUGUAAUAAAAUAUCAAAUAUAUCGUAUCUUUUUCUCAUCCCAUUUGAAAUCUUACAGUUCACCCCGCAGCCUUUAUAUUAUGGCACAUCCAAGGGAAAUAUUUGCUUUGUUCACAAUCGUAAAGAGUUUCUUUCUUUCUUGGAAGAUUACCUCUUAUCUUUCGAUCUUCAUCUUUAACUGCGAAAGAUCCCGAUCAAGUUGCUUUCGUUAAAGAUGUACGAAAGGAAAAAGAUAUCAAAUACUUUGAAUCUUUCACAUUAUUAACUCCAUCCUCGGAAGACGUUAUUCUCAAAAAGAAAAACGAUUGAAGCUCUUGAGAUUAUGAAUCCCUUGAAUAGCUUGAGCUUUUGUUAAAGAUUCCAGAUACUAUAUACACUAUCUUUCCUUACACCCAGUGUUCCUUAACGAGUCCCAACUUCUUUCCCCUUUUUCCUCUCCACAAUUAGCAGCUUUCCAAAGCUACUUCUGACAACACAGCGCAUAGAGGGAUUCUCGUUAAACUGGGUCGUGCUUGCCACCCGGGGUUAAUUGAUAAACAGCCUUAGGCUGAAAAUAUCUUACCGGAGAUGCCUGUAAAAUAGUUGCUCGAGCUAUUCGAGAAAAAAAAUAUACAUAUAUAACCGUUUUAACACGCAACAUGCGAGUUCUUUUUUCCAUUUCUUUCUUUUUUUUUCCUUUUUUGUAUAUGUUCGAAGACCAUAGUUUUUGUAACUACAUACGUGCAAUUUUUCUCAUUGAAAACGAUCUGAAAGAAACUCAGAAUAGUACUAAUAAAAUUGGGUCGCUUUUACAAUAGCAAUUUGCAAGCUCGAGGACUUUCGUUUUACGCUUAUGCAAAUUUUUACGUUCCACUCUGUGUACGAACGAGGAGGAAAUGGUUGAAGGGAAAAGAAAAAAGAAAAACUGUUUGUCUGUGUCUGAGAAAGGCUGGAAAGAAUCCUUUUGAAACGACCACAAAGAAAGGACCAAACAACCUCUAUUCGUUGUGCUUGUUUUACGAUCUUAACGUACAUAAAGUAGAAAGAACUUUAAAAAGGAUGGAUUUGAGUCUUGCUGUAUCGGUUGUCAUACUUUACAAUUUUACAUUAACACUGACUAGUGAAAGUUCCCACGACAAAUAGAAAGAAUGUUUCGAGUUACUAGAUCUUUUAAAAAUUCCGAGAUAUUUAACUCCCCUUAAAAGGAUAUUUAGUCAUUUGCUAAAGAGUUUAUAUAAUCUGUUAAUGAUGGUUACAAAAUUAUUGCUAUAAAUCAAUAUAUAUGUUUUAUGUGUUUUACAGGACUAUUGUUAGGUGGUGGACUGAUAGUAUUAGCAUCAGCUUUAUCUGACGCAUCUUUGGAAUUACCUCGAAAAUAUAGUCUACCUUCCACGGCAAAUAUGCAAACAGACGAUAACGGUCUACCUCAAUAUCACUACGGUUGGUGUCUACAACUCUCAGGAUUAGCACUCAUCCUGGCCAAAGUAGCUGCACUUUUAACCAUGUCUGGAUAUAUGGCACGAUUUCCAACAGUCGAAGAUAUGGUGAGAGUUAUGGUACCAGGAGCAGAAAGAAAACUGAGAGAGCAAAGAGGUGUAAGUUCAGAGUACCUCAUCAGAGCACAUCAAAAGUCGCCAGGUCCACCUCAGACUCGUGGAUUUAACCAACCUACUAAAAGUGUACUCGCUCCCCAGAGAGUAGCAGAAGAAGGAACUUCUCUACUGUGUAAGUCAGCCCCUGACAUUUGUGCCUCCAACCCGCAAGCAAUCAGCUAUGUGGAUAAAGCAGAUCUCUCCCACGUUCUUCCAGCUUAUCCAGAUCCAAAGAAUACCGACCCUCGAUACACUUACGUCGAUAAGCCAGAUGCCAAUGUUGUCGACUCACAGUUAAGCGGCUUCGCCGAUAAAGAAGGUUUGAUUGACUCAAGGAUUUUAUCAGAUUCGAGACAAAACAUGAUUGCAUUUGCUGAGAACAAAGAACAAAUUCUUGGUCAAGAACCGCGAUAUACGGAAUUCGCAGCUAGAGCUACAGAACCAAACAUCGUUGACUCCAGACUUAGUGGUUUCGCCGAGAAAGAAGGUCUUCUUGAUCCCAGGCUCGCGGGAUAUCCCGAGAGAAAUGAAUCUUUACUGGAUACACCUCUUGGCUAUGAUACACGUUACAAUAGCUUAGCCGGACAAACUGUACCUAUCACAUUGAAACAUCAAAAUACGUCAGUAUCAGCGAUCCAAUCACAGUACAUUUAUCAAAACUUUGGUACGAUACAUUCUGGUAUUUUAAGGGUAUCCGAGCCUGGUACCAGCUCAAGUUCUAAUUCGAGUCAAAGAAGUAUGACCUUGCAGAAUCCUAAACGAAAAUCUCAAAUCGCGCAAAAUACUUUCAGUACGAUGGAAUGUGAGAAGAAGAAACGGGGUCCUGGCUUGGUAGGAAAAGCUGGGUUUUAUGCAGGCAGUGCCGUAUGACCACCACCACCUCCUCCGACCCCGAGGUAACUCCACGAGGAGGAAACGCCGCUUUAAUUCAAAUAAAGAGAAUUGUUAGUGGCGUUUUUACUAUAUGGGUUGGAGGAAGUGUGUUUUUAAGGGGACAAUGAAUGCAACAUUAGCAUCAGUCGGUAGUGCAAAUCCCUGACCGUUUCCAAUUCAGAUCAUUGCCUUAUCACGCGUGAUAAGUUACCCACAGUUGGAUUUACAAGUUCCUGUGAUAAUAUCCCUGUCCAAUGAUACAAGAAAUGAUCAAAAUCUUAUUACUAAUGUUGUGAUAAAAGUUAUGUUGCGAUCAUGAAAAAAUGUCGUGUGAAUCGAUGCCAUAACUUGAAUAUACCAAAUUGAUGAAUGGUCACUCAACCGCAUGUUGGAUCAAGAAUAUGUAUAUAGAAUAUUUAUCCUAAAAGUUAGAUAUAUAAGAUAUCAAUGUGAGGAGAGAGCAAAAUGUAUCUUCGAUAAAUUUAUAUUAAGUGAAAUGGAUCACCGAAGUAUUUGACAUUCAUGAAAUCAAUAUUAAUCUAACUACUUGUAAUGAAAAAGGAUGAUCAAGAAGUUACGAUACGAAGGAAGAAACGCAAUAGUAGUUUGCUUAACAUAGAUGUAGCAUAAAUGUAAAUGAUACACCAUACGAGAUGGUGAAAUACCAUGUUCUACUCACUGGCAAAGUUUCACGUGCUAUUUACAAUAAAACUUCUCUCUCACGUUGAAAUAAAUAGUUCGUGAUUCUUUGCGAUAUCAAAACUAUUAAGUCGACAGACUACUCGCAAUCAAUGAAAAACAAAUUGCCCGAUGUUAUAAUCGUUGCAAUCAUUGCUUAAUACGUUCUACGUUAUCAUUCUCAUGAUUUAUCAUUUAUACUUCAGAAUUUAACGAACAUCUAUGGUGUAUUAAAAAACAUGUCAAUCGCGAUUAAUGCGAAUACGUAAUCAUUAAAUUUGACCAUAAUCAAAUCAUAAUUUUCAUUCAUGUUUCGAGAGCAUAAUCAACGGAACAAAGUUAUAAGUAAUCGUAAUUGAGAAAGUAAACUUAAGUAAUCGAUACGCUGUAAUAUAUUUGAUGGUCGAUACGAUUUCGUUAAGUUACGUGGUAUGGACACGUAUAAUCGUAUUUAUUAAGAGGAGCAUUACGAGUAAUAAAUAAGACUCUCUAUGUUCGACGUGAAAGAAAUUGCCACUGACACGUUUCCAUUAUUAUUAGAAUAUGUGUGUACGUGGAUAUAGCAUUUUUUAACUAAUAAUUAUAGUAACUGAAAUAAAAUGAAAACUAUUAAUUAAUUCUGUGAAACGAUAAAAUAUUCAACUUUAACAAAGCAAAAUUAUAUGAUUCGUGAAAUGACGUACACACAGUAUAUCAAUAUCUACAAUUAAAGAACACGUUACUCGUAUAAUAUUUAUACUUAUUACGUAUCCGAUCCGUGGCAAAGUCUUUUAUCGUAUUUACCGAUUUCUAACAUAUCAGGGCAAAGGAAAAUGUUUGUGUUACCUAUAUAGUAAUAAGCUGACUGCCAUUUACUUUCAUUAACUUUUUAUUUAUUUCCUAUUUUCUCGUUUACUUUGAACACUUCUCACCGAGAGAAGAAAUCAAGGACGCUGAAAGUAUUUGAACGAUUUCGAAAAACGAGAACUGACAUUAAACAGCGAUUUUUCUUUUUUAAACUGAGCCAUACGUUGUUGUAUAUGUCACUUUGCACUGCAUAUAUUAUUAUAUUAUGAUCGUAGCUGAAUGUAAUAAAAUGUUUCUUUUGUAAAAAUGAAGAC